This is a messenger RNA of Octopus sinensis (East Asian common octopus), 1219 nucleotides long. Its product is annotated as zinc finger protein 679-like. NCBI's taxonomy places the organism in Eukaryota, Metazoa, Mollusca, Cephalopoda, Octopoda, Octopodidae. The annotation marks the transcript as partial. The record is from RefSeq and is a predicted model, not a curated record. The transcript has a single exon. Gene Ontology annotation, biological process: regulation of transcription by RNA polymerase II. Gene Ontology annotation, cellular component: chromosome. Gene Ontology annotation, molecular function: chromatin insulator sequence binding.
AGCUUCACUCAACACAAACGUAUUCAUACAAGGGAGAAACCAUAUCACUGUGAUAUCUGUGGUAAAUCAUUCUCUCAAAGCAGCAGCUUAACGAAUCACAAACGUGUUCAUACAGGAGAGAAACCAUAUACCUGUAAUAUCUGUGGUAAAUCAUUCUCUCAAAGCUGUAGCUUAACACCACACAUACGUAUCCAUACAGGAGAGAAACCAUAUUGCUGUGAUAUCUGUGGUAAAUCAUUCUCUCAUAGCGGUAGCUUAACUACUCACAAAUGGGUUCAUACAGGAGAGAAGCCAUAUUCCUGUGAUAUCUGUGGAAAAUCAUUCUCUCAGAACAUUGGCUUAACUCAACACAAACGUGUUCAUACAGGGUAGAAACCAUACCCCUGUGAUAGCUAUGGUAAGACGUUCUCUGGAAACAGUCACUUAACUAUCCACAAAUGCAUUCACACUCAAGAAAAAUCAAUUCACAGUGAUAUCUGUGGCAAAUCAUUUACACAAAAUCAUUUCUGAUUUAAACAGAAGUCUUUCCUUAUGAAGUGGGUCCAUAACACAGUGAUAUUUGUUGUACAACAUUUCCUCAGAAGGACAAAGGACGUAUGUCAUAAAGACAUCCACAGAAUAUAGAAACUAUAUGAAUGUGACAUCUAUAGUAAAUCUUUGACAUGAAAUCAUCCAUUAUUGAAUCAAAAGAGCAUUGACAGAGGAAGGAAAACAUAUCACUGUGAUGUUAAAUCUGAAUCAUUCUUUCAAAAUGGUGAAUUGUUUGUACACAGUCCUAUUAAUAUGAAAGAUAUAAUCUAUGAAAAUGGAUCAAUUAUUGAAAUGUAAAUGCAUUCAUACAGAAGAGGAACCAUAUCACUAUGAUGAUGAUAAUCAUCACCAUUUAAAUUUCAGUUAUUCAUGCUUCUGUCUAUCACAUGGACUUCAUUGAUGGAGAUUUUCUUCACCCGGGUACCUUUCCUGUUGCCAAUCCACAUAUGUUUCCAAGCAAGGAAACGUUUUCCAUGGUGAGACGUAUUCCACACAGAAGACUGGAAAUGACCAACUGCAUUUGUAUGAUGGUCAUUUACAAACAUCACAUCUGGACAAGGGUACACACACACAUAUGCAUGUCUGGAGAAAUUCUUAUAGGAAAUAUUUUACAUGUUUUCUCUUCAUCUAAAAGUUUGUGAUUCCUAUUAGGAAAUGAAACACAUGUAAUGCUGAAUAAAUGAUAUCA